Messenger RNA from Ctenocephalides felis (cat flea), 642 nucleotides. RefSeq names its product LIM/homeobox protein Lhx3-like. Gene Ontology annotation, cellular component: nucleus. Gene Ontology annotation, molecular function: DNA-binding transcription factor activity, RNA polymerase II-specific; RNA polymerase II transcription regulatory region sequence-specific DNA binding. Gene Ontology annotation, biological process: neuron differentiation; regulation of transcription by RNA polymerase II. Lineage: Eukaryota; Metazoa; Arthropoda; Insecta; Siphonaptera; Pulicidae. The record is from RefSeq and is a predicted model, not a curated record.
AUGAACAAUCAUGAAUUAAGUGGUUUAAAAAUUGAUACAUUUAUAUCGAGUAUUCCAAAAUGCGGGGGCUGUCAUGAAUUAAUAUUAGACAGAUUUAUAUUAAAAGUAUUGGAAAGGACUUGGCAUGCAAAAUGUUUGCAAUGUAGCGAAUGUGGUGCCCAACUCGCAGACAAAUGCUUUGCGAGGAAUGGACAACUCUACUGCAAGGAAGAUUUCUUUAAGCGGUACGGCACGAAGUGUUCCGGGUGCGAGUUGGGCAUCCCGCCUACGCAGGUCGUCCGGAGGGCGCAGGAGCAUGUCUAUCACCUGCAGUGCUUCUGCUGCGCCAUGUGCGCCAGACAGCUCAACACCGGGGACGAAUUCUACCUGAUGGAAGACAGAAAACUGGUCUGCAAGCCGGACUACGAGGCCGCGAAGGCCAAAGGUCUGUACUUAUUGGAUGGCAGUUUGGAUGGAGAUCAACCAAACAAGAGGCCCAGGACGACAAUUACGGCCAAACAGUUAGAGACCCUGAAAAAAGCGCCUAAUAAUAGCCAACCAGCCAGACAUGUAAGGGAGCAGCUUUCGCAAGACACCGGCCUGGACAUGCGGGUGGUGCAAGUCUGGUUCCAAAAUCGAAAAUCUAAAGAACUCAAGAUAUAA